Messenger RNA from Aspergillus pseudoviridinutans, 270 nucleotides. RefSeq lists its product as uncharacterized. The coding region runs from base 1 to 270 and encodes 89 amino acids. NCBI's taxonomy places the organism in Eukaryota, Fungi, Ascomycota, Eurotiomycetes, Eurotiales, Aspergillaceae. The transcript has a single exon. The record is from RefSeq and is a predicted model, not a curated record.
AUGCUGUCUAUUCGCUCCAUCUUGGGUUCUUCGACCCGGGCCCUCCGCCAACUUCUCCCGAAUCAGCCAUUCUAUCACCACUUCCUCUCGCGGUCACUAUCGCAACUAUCAAGAGUGUCGGUCGGCAACAGCCUUCGAAGCCUGCGUUCUGCGAAGCAGCAAGAUAGCAAUGUCGGUGUUGUGGGAUCCACUGUGCGACAACUCGAGCAGGUCCGGGGCAUGAAGACGAGAUCGUCCGUUAAGCGGUUAUGCGAUGGUUGCAAGGUAUGA